Salvelinus fontinalis (brook trout) is the source of this 4698-nucleotide messenger RNA. RefSeq names its product activin receptor type-1-like. Gene Ontology annotation, biological process: dorsal/ventral pattern formation; cellular response to growth factor stimulus; heart development. Bases 1663 to 3702 code for a protein of 679 amino acids. The transcript has 12 exons. Lineage: Eukaryota; Metazoa; Chordata; Actinopteri; Salmoniformes; Salmonidae. The record is from RefSeq and is a predicted model, not a curated record. Gene Ontology annotation, molecular function: ATP binding; transforming growth factor beta receptor activity, type I; SMAD binding. Gene Ontology annotation, cellular component: BMP receptor complex; plasma membrane.
GUUGUCACACGUGCACGAUGUGUGUAUUGGCAGGUGAAUUUGGUCAUGGAAUAGACUUCUAGACAGAUUGGAAUACACAAAUGAGUGUUGGUCACUGGUCAUUUCUUUGGUUGGAAUCUGUAGCUCUGACCUGUCUAUGAAACAAUGCUAGAAAUGGUGCCUAUAACUGAUCCAUUCUGUUGAGGAAAGUUGUUAAUAAUAGUUUGUACCUACUAAUGGAGCUGUGUGAGUGGUUGGUGAACUGGAGUGUCUCACUAGGUGAGUUGAUUCCUGGAGUCUGCUGAUGGCGGUCAGAUAGCGCGACGUCAGUCUGGACGGAGACAGGGCUCCCACUCUAUUCAGCUGAGGUGAAAGGUCCGUCUGACUUGUUCGUGCCUGCUCACCCAUAACGUCCUAAUAAGCUCUCUUUCUCCAGUGUCCCUCCUGACAAUGUAAUCAUUGUGCUUUGGGCCAAUGACACUAGUGGAUGUUGUGGAAAUCUAUUGUAGACUCCUCAGCGCUUUAGCGCUCCUUUCUUCCGUAAAGAUGUAAAGUUAAUUUCAAGUAGCGGUCAAAGCAAUGGUAUCUUGCGUAUGUGAUUCUGGAUAUUACCAUUUUCCGUUUAUUGUCGUUCCUUAAUGGUUUUUUAAAAACUUUAUUUGACUUAUGGAGUAUUAUCUGCGAAUCUCUAGAGGCUGUUUGAUUCAUGCACCCUUUACCUACUGGGGUAUUAUAAUGGCGUACAGCAACCAGAAAUGCUCUAUUCUGAUGUUUUUGUUCAAGUCAAUUUCAACGCCAAGUGUUCAUGUUGGGUUAGUGGGUUCAACAUAGUUUCUGAUUCAUCAUACUGUAAUGCCAAUUGUUUCGAACAGGCUGUUUAUAAUUUUCUCCCAUAGACAUUAUCAAAGUAAUUAUUCCCACAUUACAUGAUAUCCACUUCCAUUGGAGCAGAUAUGCUGGCCUUUCCUCGGCAGAUCCGUUCUGCAGCUGUUCUUUCAGAGCACCACAAAGUGUAUAAUUUGCCCACUGAGGCCUGAACAUUUCAGAAAGCAGAGGCGCGCAAGAGAAAGAGCGUGAUGGAAAGAAUAGUCCUCCGACAGCAAUCAUUUCUCUGUGCACAGUAAUUUGGCUGUCAGAAACAGCUGGCAGUAUGGACUGAGACAAUAGCAGAGCAGAGGGAGAAGGGAAGAGCUUGCCUUGCUCCGAGACAGAGCGAGGGAUCCCUGGCUGGCCUGCUGGAGGAUCAGGUUACACACACGCUGUCAUUAGCAGCAGACUGUGCCAUGCACAGAGAUGCAGGGCUUCAAGUCUGAGCAGGAAUCUGGGGCUGGCUCAGGCGUGGUGGUGUAAUUGCCUCGGUCUCAAACCAGCCUGCGAGUGAGAGAGAAGAGGUUGUGUGAGAGAGCGGAGGGAAGGAGGAAGAGAGAGGGAGGCGGGACUUGGCGGAGACUCCAACGACAGACGAGCGAUCUCCUACAGUCCCGCUGUGACGCCGGCGCGUUUUGGAUUCUAACCCAUUUUAAACAUUGUGCAUUGUGCUACAGACUGCUGGGUUGUUGCAUUGGAUUCGUCUAUUUCUUCUGCAUCCACUAAUACCAACCAUUAGUUAACUGGGGCUGAGCUAGAGCUGUGUUUUGCUCUACGACGCUUACAAGUUACAAGAGAGUCGUCGGGAGGUCUACAAUGUUAGAUGGCGACAUGUUUUUCCUGGUCUUCAUACUUCUGGUUUUACCCUCUUCCAGCGUGAAAGAUGAGGGGAGCGUGAGCGACUACGAGUGUGCGUGCGAUGGGCCGUCGUGCGACGUAGGAGACCGGUGUUUUGGUCAGCAGUGCUUCUCGGCCCUCUCUGUCCAGAACGCCAUUUCCGUCCAGCAGAAGGGGUGCGUUGUGGGGCGGAGCGAGGAGUCCAUAAGUUGCGAAAGCCCCCCAUCCCAUAACCUGAUGGUGGAGUGCUGCCAUGGCGACCUUUGCAACAUGAAUGUCACAGUGGCAACACCAGCGAGAGAUGAGGAAGUGAUGCCUGCCUUGCGAGACAUUGAGUGUGUGUGUGAGGGGCGGUCGUGUGAUGGCGGAGAGCGCUGUACGGGCCGGCAGUGUUUCUCCUCUAUCAAGAUCAGUGACGGGUUCGUGGUGCACCAGAAGGGCUGCCUUCAGGAUGACGACCAGGGGAGAGCCACCUGUGCCACCCCUCCUUCUCCCAGCCGCAUAGUCAAGUGUUGCCAGGGGCACCUGUGUAACGUGAACAUCACUGUGGAAGCAACAGCCAAAGAGGAUAAAGUGAAGUCUGCUGGCGAGCACGAGUGUGUGUGCGAGGGGCGCUCGUGUGCCACCGGGCGGCGCUGUAUAGGCCAGCACUGCUUCUCCAGUCUGACGGUCAGCGACGGAGCCCUGGUCUCCCAGAAGGGCUGCUUCAAGGUGUACGAGCAGAGCAGGAUGACCUGCAAGACGCCGCCCUCCCGCGACCAGAUCGUGGAGUGCUGCCAGGGCCACCUGUGUAACAUGAAUAUCUCCGUGGCGCUGCCUGUCAUAGCAGGCGACCUUCCCAACUACAGCUUGACUACACUGGCCAUCGUCAUCGUGGCUCCGGUCAUCGUGCUCAUUGUCCUCUCAGGCAUCGCCAUCCUGGUGUUCAGACGGAUACACCAGAACCAGAUGGAGAGGCUGACGGCCCGGGAGGCGGAGUACGGCACCAUAGACGGACUCAUAGCCUCCAACGUGGGGGAUAGCACACUGGCGGAUUUGCUGGAUCAUUCGUGCACGUCGGGAAGCGGCUCCGGACUCCCCUUCCUAGUUCAGAGAACCGUCGCCCGACAAAUCACACUCAACGAAUGUGUGGGUAAGGGGCGCUACGGUGAGGUUUGGCGAGGCCAGUGGCAGGGGGAGAGUGUGGCCGUGAAGAUCUUCUCCUCCAGAGAUGAGAAGUCCUGGUUCAGAGAGACUGAGAUCUACAACACAGUGCUGCUGAGGCAUGAGAACAUCCUGGGCUUCAUCGCUUCGGACAUGACUUCCCGAAACUCGAGUACACAGCUGUGGCUAAUCACACACUUCCACGAGAUGGGCUCCCUGUACGACUACCUGCAGCUGAGCACCCUGGACACAGCCAGCUGUCUGCGCAUGGCUUUGUCCAUCGCCAGCGGCCUGGCACACCUCCACGUGGAGAUCUUCGGCACCCAGGGCAAGCCGGCCAUCGCCCACCGAGACCUCAAAAGCAAAAACAUACUCGUCAACAAGAACGGCCAGUGCUGCAUCGCCGACCUGGGUCUCGCUGUGAUGCAUUUCCAAGACACAAACGAGUUAGACGUGGGCAACAACCCUAAAGUGGGCACGAAGCGCUACAUGGCCCCAGAGGUCCUGGACGACUCCAUCCAGAUGGACUGCUUUGAGUCCUUCAAGAGAGUGGACAUCUGGGCCUUUGGCCUGGUCCUGUGGGAGAUUGCAAGGAGCACGGUCAGCAACGGCAUUGUAGAGGACUACAAGCCUCCCUUCCAUGACGCGGUGCCCAGCGACCCCAGCUUUGAAGACGUGAAGAAGGUGGUGUGUGUGGACCAGCAGAGACCCAACAUCCCCAACAGAUGGUUCUCAGACCCAACUUUAACGUCCAUCGCAAAACUUAUGAAGGAGUGCUGGUACCAGAAUCCAUCCGCCAGAUUAACGGCGCUACGCAUCAAAAAGACUCUGACAAAAAUCGACAACUCUCUGGACAAAAUUAAAACGGACUGUUGAGCUUCUUCCUUGUUGGUGCGCAGGGAGAGGAGACCUAAAGGCCUUUAAAGACAUCCAGCAGGCAGUUCGGUUCCCCUGGACAACACACAGGAGAAAAUGGACCGGUUGGGCUCAGUGCUCUUAAAGUGGCACAUUUGUAUUUAUUUUAAACACUUGGUGGGACACAUUUUGGCAUCCAAAGAUGGCUUACAGGGCAUUUAAGACUGCCAAUAGUCUUGGAUAUUAGGUGACUAUCCCUUUUUAAGAUAUAGGAAUAUUGAACUAAUAGUCACGUUCUUCAAGGAAGAAACUGUUACCUGGGCAUUUGAGUACUGUAUAUCGCUUUAGAGCUGCCGAUUUUCUGAGAAAUGUCUGAACAUAUUUAAUUUAGCAAUAUUGGCCGUGCUUUAUUGCUGUUUAUUGCACUAGCAAUCUUUGCAUUCCUGGCUUGCACUGUUGCUGAUGCAUUUGGAGAGAAAAAACAACUUGCCAAAAAUGUUUUGUUUUAUAGUUCACACAAACUCCAGUAAUCAGAAUGAGGAAAAAAUAGUUUUUUGCUUUCACUGCAUCUCUUGUGCACUGCUGUUUACAAUAUUGUUAGAACAAUUCUCUUGGUAUUUCAUCCGACCUGUAACGUAUUUAGCUAACACACUGUGUUGUAGAAUUGUGCUGCAGACAGUUAUAGCCACUCUUUACUUCUUACUUUGGCGAUGUCGUCUAACGUAUCCUGUCACAGAAACUUUUUUAUAUCGCCAUACAUUUCACAUUAUGUACCUGUUCUUUUGUUUGGUUGUUUCAUCAGCUUAAUUGAGACAAAUCCUAAAAGAGCAAAUCAAAUAUUUACUAGAUGAUGCUGAACUCACUUCAUACAGGAGCAGAAGUUAUGCCUGUAAAGUAAUAUUGUCUUAAUUUGUGCAUUGUCAAAGUAAUUGAAGUCAAACUUCAGCCUUUUUUUCUUUUUCUUUUAACAUUUUAUAUCAAGUAGUGAUUUCUAUGAAUUAAAUAGAGAAAAACAUA